Messenger RNA from Lobosporangium transversale, 1047 nucleotides. RefSeq lists its product as hypothetical. Lineage: Eukaryota; Fungi; Mortierellomycota; Mortierellomycetes; Mortierellales; Mortierellaceae. Gene Ontology annotation, cellular component: cytosol; HAUS complex. Gene Ontology annotation, biological process: spindle assembly. Bases 1 to 921 code for a protein of 306 amino acids. The transcript has 4 exons. The record is from RefSeq and is a predicted model, not a curated record.
AUGCACAAAUCAAUUCCAUUGUCCUCAUCUCAUUUCGUUAAAGAGAAUAAACUAUUGCCUACACUAUCUCAACCUCAUAGUGCGGCAUGGAUUCAGAUUGACGAAUGGCUAAAGACAAAGUACAGUACUGGUAAAGUCCCACCUUUCGAGCGGACGGAAGGGGCUGCGAAAGCAUUACUUCAGCUCUUACAGCUUAAUAAAGCCCAGGAUGAAUAUAUAAAUCAGGUUCUGAAAGAGCUUAUUCAGUUUUCCAACCAAUACAGGGCUAAAGAUACCAGGCUGAAAGAAAACCUUCAAAUCUUUGAUCUUGACAAAGAUCGUUUGCCAACUUCCUCUCAACAAGCCCUCUCACGGCUUUCAGAACUUGCUAUGCUUUUGGGAAUCUCGGACACAACUCUACCAAGCUUUCAACAGGGGUUCUCCCAGCUUCAUCUCGAUGCACUAAAGUACUUUCAUGUCCAAAAGAAUAACCAAUUACAGUUGAACACGAUUGAGGAACAUCAGCAAGAAGCCAAACAGGGAUUAGAUCGACUGUUAAAGUUGAAGCAGAGACUUAUAAAGCAGCGCGAAACCAAGGGCGAUAUUGAGCAAAGGGUCUGGAGAAGAAGUACUGAACUGAGUAGGAUCCAAAUCAAUGAGAAUAUACGAUUAUUGGAACAGAUAUUGAAUACGCAGCGAGAGAAUGGUCUGGUGGAUGUAGAGACACAAGGGUUGACAAUAGCUCAGUUGGAGAAUCAACAAAAUAUGAUCCAUGGAUUAGAGCAGCAACUAAAAGUUCAGGGGAAAACCCUAACUGCUUAUCAGGACAUCCCUCCGGAUUACAUGCUUGCACAACUAAAAAUUCAAGAAAGCGUUUCACGACUGAAAGAGCUCACGAUCGAACGUGAUUCCAUGUUGACUCAACUAGCAGACGAUCUAUAGAAGCAAGCUCCCAUUAUAUUACUUUAACUGGCGCACAUACAUACACAUACAUUUAUAGGAGUCCCCUUAGAUACUCAAGUUGGCCAAAUAUGAGACGCCCUUAAAUAAAAAAUAAAAGUUAUUUCC